AUUGGUCCCAUUUUAAAAGAAGAUCCGGCCAUACUAUUUUUAGCUUGCUUUUUAGUUCCGUCGGAGUGCCUUUGAAUAUCAGUCCAGCGACUCUCUGUGGCUGUUUUCCUCCAUUAAAAUUGCUCUUUAUUCCCAGCUUUUAGGUGAGGUGUAGAAGGUCUCAGAGGUUUGGAAAUAACGCCAGGAAAAAAAAAUCGAUCCGCGGAGUGAGACGGUCAGCACCACACAGCAGAGCAAGAUGGUGGUUGUAAAACCGAAAGCCCCGGUGGUUGGUAAACCGCUACUGGAUUAAACUUAGCAUUAAGGACCGACAUGGAACCCGGAUCUGACGAGUUCCUUCCCCCGCCGGAGUGCCCGGUGUUUGAGCCUAGCUGGGCUGAAUUCAGCGACCCGCUGGGCUACAUUGCGAAAAUCAGGCCCAUAGCCGAGAAGUCUGGCAUCUGCAAAAUCCGCCCACCCGCAGACUGGCAGCCUCCCUUUGCAGUAGAAGUUGACAAUUUCAGAUUUACUCCUCGCAUCCAAAGGCUAAAUGAACUGGAGGCCCAAACUAGAGUGAAAUUGAACUAUUUGGAUCAGAUUGCAAAAUUCUGGGAAAUUCAAGGCUCUUCCUUAAAGAUUCCCAAUGUGGAACGGAGGAUCUUGGACCUCUACAGCCUUAGUAAGAUUGUGAUGGAGGAAGGUGGCUAUGAAGCCAUCUGCAAGGAACGUCGGUGGGCUCGAGUUGCCCGGCGUCUCCACUACCCACCAGGCAAAAACAUUGGCUCCCUGCUACGAUUGCAUUAUGAACGAAUCAUAUACCCCUAUGAAAUGUUUCAGUCUGGUGCCAGCAAUGUGCAGUGUAACACACACCCAUUUGACACUGAGGUAAAAGAUAAGGAAUAUAAGCCCCAUAGCAUCCCCUUUAGACAGUCUGUGCAACCUUCAAAAUUCAGCAACUACAGUCGACGGGCAAAAAGGCUACAGCCUGAUCCAGAGCCUACAGAGGAGGACAUUGAGAAGAAUCCAGAGCUAAAGAAACUACAGAUCUAUGGGCCAGGUCCCAAAAUGAUGGGCUUAGGCCUCAUGGCUAAGGAUAAGCAUAAGACUAUUUGUAAGAAAGUUACGAUAAAAGAUGAAGAAAGUAGAGAUGGGAAAGUGUCAUCAACACUGUCGAAGCCACCCUUGAACCUAGACCCCUGCAUUAAGACGACCAUGCAGCUACGAAAGAAUCACAGCAAUGCCCAGUUUGUUGACUGUUAUGUUUGCCAGAUAUGCUCCCGUGGGGAUGAAGAUGAUAAGCUGCUUUUCUGUGAUGGCUGUGAUGACUGUUACCACAUCUUCUGCUUGUUACCACCCCUUCCUGAAAUCCCCAGAGGCAUCUGGAGGUGCCCAAAGUGUAUCUUGGCAGAGUGUAAACGGCCUCCUGAAGCUUUUGGAUUUGAACAGGCUACCCAGGAGUACACUUUGCAGAGUUUUGGUGAAAUGGCUGAUUCCUUCAAGGCUGACUACUUCAGUAUGCCUGUACAUAUGGUGCCUACAGAACUUGUGGAGAAGGAAUUCUGGAGAUUGGUGAGCAGCAUUGAGGAAGAUGUGACAGUUGAAUAUGGAGCUGAUAUUCAUUCUAAAGAAUUUGGCAGUGGCUUUCCUGUCAGCAAUAGCAAACAGAACUUAUCUCCUGAGGAGAAGGAUUAUGCAACCAGUGGUUGGAAUUUGAAUGUGAUGCCGGUGCUAGAUCAGUCUGUUCUCUGUCACAUCAAUGCAGACAUCUCAGGCAUGAAGGUGCCCUGGCUUUAUGUGGGCAUGGUUUUUUCAGCAUUUUGUUGGCAUAUUGAGGAUCACUGGAGUUACUCUAUUAACUAUCUGCACUGGGGUGAGCCGAAGACGUGGUAUGGCGUACCCUCAGUAGCAGCGGAGCAUUUGGAAGAAGUGAUGAAGAGGCUGACACCUGAGCUGUUUGAUAGCCAACCUGACCUCCUUCACCAGCUUGUCACUCUCAUGAAUCCCAACACUCUAAUGUCCCAUGGUGUGCCAGUUGUCCGCACAAACCAGUGUGCAGGGGAAUUUGUCAUCACUUUUCCUCGUGCUUACCACAGUGGCUUUAACCAAGGCUAUAAUUUUGCCGAAGCUGUCAACUUUUGCACUGCUGACUGGCUACCUACUGGACGCCAGUGCAUUGAACACUACCGCCGGCUUCAGCGCUAUUGUGUCUUCUCUCAUGAAGAGCUUAUCUGCAAGAUGGCUGCCUUCCCAGAGAAGUUGGAUCUGAAUCUAGCAGUGGCUGUACACAAGGAGAUGUUCAUCAUGGUUCAGGAGGAGCGACGUCUACGAAAGGCCCUUUUGGAAAAGGGCAUCACGGAGGCUGAGCGAGAGGCUUUUGAGCUGCUCCCAGAUGAUGAACGCCAGUGCAUCAAGUGUAAGACCACAUGCUUCUUGUCUGCCCUGGCCUGCUACGACUGCCCAGAUGGCCUUGUAUGCCUUUCCCACAUCAAUGACCUGUGCAAGUGUUCUAGUAGCCGACAGUACCUACGGUAUCGGUACACCUUGGAUGAGCUCCCCACCAUGCUGCAUAAACUGAAGAUUCGGGCUGAGUCUUUUGACACCUGGGCCAACAAAGUGAGAGUGGCCUUGGAGGUAGAGGAUGGCCGUAAGCGCAGCUUUGAAGAGUUAAGGGCACUGGAAUCGGAGGCUCGUGAGAAGAGGUUUCCUAACAGUGAGCUGCUUCGGCGACUAAAGAACUGUCUGAGUGAGGUGGAGGCUUGUAUUUCUCAAGUCCUGGGACUGGUUAGUGAUCCGGUGGCCAGGAUGGACUCUCCACAUCUGACCUUGACUGAGCUCCGGGUACUUCUUGAGCAGAUGGGCAGCCUGCCCUGUGCCAUGCAUCAGAUUGGGGAUGUCAAGGAUAUCCUGGAACAGGUGGAGGCCUACCAAGCUGAAGCUCGUGAGGCUCUGGCCUCACUGCCAUCUAGUCCAGGGCUAUUGCAGUCCCUGCUGGAGAGGGGCAAGCAGCUAGGUGUGGAGGUGCCUGAAGCCCAUGAGCUUCAGCAGCAGAUGGAGCAGGCACAAUGGCUAGAUGAAGUGAAACAGGCCCUGGCCCCUUCAUCCCACAGGGGCUCUCUGGUCAUCAUGCAGGGGCUUUUGGUUAUUGGUGCCAAGAUAACCUCCAGCCCUGCUGUGGACAAGGCCCGGGCUGAGCUUCAAGAAUUGCUGACCAUUGCAGAGUGCUGGGAAGAAAAAGCUCAUUUCUGCCUGGAGGCCAGGCAAAAGCAUCCACCGGCCACACUGGAAGCCAUAAUUCGUGAGACAGAAAACAUCCCUGUUCACCUGCCUAACAUCCAGGCUCUCAAAGAGGCUCUGACUAAGGCACAAGCGUGGAUUGCUGAUGUGGAUGAGAUCCAAAGUGGUGACCACUACCCCUGUCUGGAUGACUUGGAGGGCCUGGUGGCUGUGGGCCGGGACCUGCCUGUGGGGCUUGAAGAGCUGAGACAACUAGAGCUGCAGAUAUUGACAGCACAUUCCUGGAGAGAGAAGGCCUCCAAGAUCUUUCUCAAGAAGAAUUCUUGCUACACGCUGCUGGAGGUGCUCUGCCCAUGUGCAGAUGCUGGCUCAGAAAGCACCAAGCGUAGCCGGUGGAUGGAGAAGGAGCUGAGUUUGUACCAGUGUGACACAGAGCUGCUGGGGCUGUCUGCAGAAGACCUCAGAGACCCAGGUUCUGUGAUUGUGGCCUUCAAGGAGGGGGAACAGAAGGAGAAGAAGGGUAUCCUGCAGCUGCGUCGUAUCAACUCAGCCAAGCCCAGUCCACUGGCACCACACCCCAUGGCCUGCUCUGCAACUUCUAUCUGUGUGUGUGGGCAGGUUCCAGCUGGGGUGGGAGCUCUUCAGUGUGACCUGUGUCAGGACUGGUUCCAUGGGCAAUGUGUCUCGGUGCCCCGUCUCCUCAGCUCUCCAAGGCCCAAUCUCACCUCAUCUCCACUGCUGGCCUGGUGGGAAUGGGACACAAAAUUCCUGUGUCCACUGUGUAUGCGCUCACGACGGCCACGCCUAGAGACAAUCCUAUCCUUGCUGGUUGCCCUGCAGAGACUGCCUGUCCGGCUGCCUGAGGGUGAGGCUCUUCAGUGUCUCACAGAGAGGGCCAUUGGCUGGCAAGACCGUGCCAGAAAGGCUCUGGCCUCUGAGGAUGUGACCGCUCUGUUGCGACAGCUGGCUGAGCUUCGCCAGCAGCUAGAGGCCAAACCCAGGCCAGAGGAGGUCCCCGCCUACACUUCAGCCAUUGCCUUUGACCCUAUCAGAAAAGGCAGUGGCAACACUAUGUCUCAGGUCCAAGGGCUGCUGGAGAAUGGAGAAGGUGGGACCAGUCCUGAGAACAUAGCUCCAGCGAAGGGCUCUGAUAACACAGACCUGGAGCUACUGUCCUCACUGUUGCCGCAGUUGACUGGCCCUGUGUUGGAGCUGCCUGAGACAACCCGGCUGCCCCUGGAGGAACUCAUGAUGGAAGGGGACCUGCUCGAAGUAACCCUGGAUGAGAACCACAGCAUCUGGCAGCUGCUGCAGGCUGGACAGCCUCCAGACUUGGAGAGGAUUCGCACUCUUCUGGAGCUGGAAAAGCUUGAACAUCAAGGGAGUCGGACAAGGAGCCGGGCUCUGGAGAGGCGACGACGGCGACAGAAGGUGGAUCAGAGUAGGAAGGGUGAGGAUCUUGUUCAAGAGGAGCUGCAGUCAAAACGGGCUCGGAGCUCCUUGAUUAAAUCUGAGGAGGGCCAAGGAAGAGAACAUUUACAAGAGAAAGCAGACUGUGAAAAUAUGUUCCUGACACCUUCCGCAGACCACAUCCCCUUCUCGAAAGGAAACCAGAAUAGCUUAUAACACAAGGAUUCAGGCUCCUCAGCUUCUUGUCCUUCAUUAAUGCCUUUGCUACAAUGCUCCUUCUCUCAUCAUCAAGAGUUGUGAUAGUAGCACCAAAGGUUGUUUGUGGUUGUUUUUGUCUGUUUCAUAAAUCCCACUGCCUCCAUGCCUAUACCUCAGAAGGAGUUUAUUUCCUACCUAGAAUUUUUCACUGCCAAUUUUUGAUAUCUUCACUCCUAGAGUGAUUGUUUAAAGCUUGGUUCUUAAAGUCCAUGAACUGAUGGCCAGAAGUGUCUUGCCAGCAGCAUUCCUGCUAGCAUACGAAAGUGGUUUCCUAUGCCAGUUUCAUUCUAGUCUGAAUAAGGGCAAAGAAUCUUGAGAAAGGCCAAAGUGCAUACCUUUAUUUCUUACCUGCCCCCAACUCCACAACCCACCACCCUGCCCCUCCCUGAUCCUCUAUUUCUGUACUCCUUUUUCUUUUUUUUUUUUUUUUUUUUGGUCCCUGUGUCUUUAAAAUAUUUUGGUGCUUCAAAACUUGUACCUUCAUUCUACUUCCUUUUCUUUUCUCCCCUGGGUCAUACUGUAAAAGAAGAUAGUGUAUGGUGUAAUUACUUGUAAAGACCAAUAAGAACAGAGUAAAACAAAAAUUUCAUCACUCUA
Callithrix jacchus (white-tufted-ear marmoset) is the source of this 5478-nucleotide messenger RNA. RefSeq names its product lysine demethylase 5D (gene KDM5D). NCBI's taxonomy places the organism in Eukaryota, Metazoa, Chordata, Mammalia, Primates, Cebidae. Gene Ontology annotation, cellular component: nucleus; chromatin. Gene Ontology annotation, molecular function: DNA binding; histone H3K4me/H3K4me2/H3K4me3 demethylase activity. Gene Ontology annotation, biological process: chromatin remodeling; regulation of DNA-templated transcription. The record is from RefSeq and is a predicted model, not a curated record.